CUUCGAGUAAGGCGGAGCUGAGGCUACGGUUCCUUGCCGUCGCCACCGCCUCUCUGCGUCCCUCUCACAGGCGCUUAAGGGACUGGGGAGGGGAGUGGGGGGGCCGGGCCGGGUUCUCCGUCUGAGGGGACGGCGAGGGAGCGCAGCUGGCGGCCGUCGCAGCAGCAAGCAACAGCCUCGGGAGGCGUGAGCACAAGCGCCACAAAGGAGCGGCCGGCGGUGGAGUCUGCGCUGCCCGAGGAGUCGCCAUGAGCUGGGGCACGGAGCUGUGGGAUCAGUUUGAUAAUUUAGACAAGCACACACAGUGGGGCAUCGACUUCUUGGAAAAAUAUGCAAAAUUUGUCAAAGAAAGGAUAGAAAUUGAACAGAAUUAUGCAAAGCAACUGAGAAAUCUGGUGAAGAAGUACUGUCUUAAACGUUCAUCCAAAGAUGAAGAGCCCAGGUUUACCUCAUGUGUAGCCUUUUAUAAUAUCCUUAAUGAAUUAAAUGACUACGCAGGACAGCGAGAAGUAGUAGCAGAAGAACUGGGAUAUAGGGUAUAUGGAGAACUGCUGAGAUAUUCCCAGGAACUCAAGACUGAAAGGAAAAUGCACCUUCAAGAAGGUCGAAAAGCUCAACAGUAUCUCGAUAUGUGUUGGAAGCAGAUGGAUAAUAGCAAAAAGAAAUUUGAGAGGGAGUGCAAAGAAGCAGAGAAGGCUCAGCAGUGCUACGAGAGACUGGACAAUGAUACCAAUGCGACUAAAGCGGAUGUUGAGAAAGCCAAGCAGCAGUUAAACCUGCGUACACACAUGGCUGAUGAAAACAAAAAUGAAUAUGCUGCCCAGCUGCAAAAUUACAAUGGUGAACAGCACAAGCAUUUCUAUAUUGUCAUUCCUCAGAUUUACAAGCAUCUUCAAGAAAUGGAUGAACGACGAACCAUCAAACUCAGUGAAUGUUAUAAAGGGUUUGCUGAUUCUGAGCGCAAAGUUAUUCCGAUCAUCUCAAAAUGUUUAGAUGGAAUGAUUUCUGCAGCAAAAUCAGUUGAUGAGCGCAGGGACUCUCAAAUCGUAAUAGACUCCUUCAAGUCUGGUUUUGAACCUCCUGGAGACUUUCCCUUUGAAGAUUACAGUCAGCACAUUUACAGGACUGUUUCUGAUGGGACAAUCAGUACACCAAAGCAGGAAGGGAUGAAAAUUGAUGCAAAAACCACUGUGGGCAAAGCAAAGGGCAAACUGUGGCUUUUUGGAAAGAAACCAAAGCCACAGUCCCCACCCCUUACCCCUACUAGUUUAUACACGUCCAGUACUUCUAAUGGUUCCCAGUAUCCCAUAUUCUCCAUUGAACAAGUGCAUUAUUGCAUGAGUGAAAUAAAAACAGGGAAGCCCAGAAUUUCUUCUUUCAGGAGCCUCAAAAGAGGGGGUCCUGCUCAGGAAGAUUUUAGCCACCUGCCCCCAGAACAGAGGCGAAAGAAGUUGCAGCAGCGGAUUGAUGAACUAAACAGAGAACUACAGAAAGAGACAGAUCAAAAAGACGCACUCAUUAAAAUGAAAGAUGUAUAUGAGAAAAAUCCGCAAAUGGGAGAUCCAAGCAGUCUUCAGCCAAAAUUGGCAGAGACUAUGAGCAACAUGGACCGUCUCCGGAUGGAAAUACACAAGAAUGAGGCUUGGCUUUCUGAAGUUGAAGGCAAAGUAGCAGCAAGAGGAGACCGAAGACACAGUAGCGACAUCAACCAUCUUGUAACUCAAGGAAGAGAGAGCCCUGAGGGGAGCUAUACCGAUGAUGCAAACCAAGAAGUUCGGAGCCCACCACAGCAGCACAGCCACCAUAAUGAAUUUGAUGAUGAGUUUGAAGACGAUGAUCCCUUACCAGCAAUUGGACACUGCAAAGCUAUCUAUCCAUUUGAUGGUCACAAUGAAGGUACCCUGGCAAUGAAAGAAGGCGAGGUCCUAUACAUUAUAGAGGAGGACAAAGGAGAUGGCUGGACAAGAGCUCGGAGGCAGAAUGGAGAAGAAGGAUAUGUGCCAACUUCCUACAUAGAUGUAACUCUAGAGAAAAACAGUAAAGGUUCCUGAAGCGGGUUUCUGAGAAAAUGGGCGAGAUGUUGAAGGAGGUUACAUGCAGCUGCUGUUGGGGGAGGGUGUUAGGCCCAGCAAGAUUGGGGGGGGGGGAGCCAGUUGCAUGAAGGCAUGCAGGCAUACAUUUCCAUUAACAAUGUUAGCAUUGCUGUGUAUGUUCAGCGUUUCUGUGGCAAACUAAAGCUCCAUUCCAGCAGAACCAAAACCAUCCAGAUCUGAAAUCGCAUCCUCUUCGUAGUCCUAAGUUCUGAACAGUUUUACUUGCAGUUCGCCAGUUGCAUUGCAUAUUGGCUGUUUCAGCACUCUCAUUGUCCAUACCCAUAUUAACUGGCAUUCCGGUAGAAUCGUGCCAUUUACCAGUCAGUCUCUGCCUGUGCCACCUCCAUGCUCGCCCUAACCUUCUCCUGCAUGUCUAGGUAUGUCUCAGGCAUGCCUGCCUAAUGUUUUAUAUUUCCAUAGCUCUUCCUCCUCUUCUGCAUUUGUAGCAAGACCACUUUUACAUGUUAUCUUCGGCACUAAAUUUUUUAAUUCCAGUAGCCAUGUAUGCUGCUAUAACUUUUUUUUGCCCGUUCAUUGUGACCGUCGUGACAUUCCAGUUAUUUUUGCAUUUUAACUGAUGUGAACGUAACAUCCAUUUUGAUUUGGGGAAAGGAACACACAUCUCAGUGCUAGGCAACUGCAGCCCAGCUUCAGCACCUCACCUUUUCCUGAGCACUGAAAACCUGGGAUAGAACAGCACAGAUUUUCCACCACAAGACAAAAACGACUGUUUUCCGAAGUCAAGUGCUUGCCAAUCAGAUGCUGCCUUAAACUCUCGAGUGCCUAAAUCGGUUGAUUUGCCAACGCUUUACCACUUCAGUAUCCCGCAAAGGGCUUUGGGUCUCAGCUCCGUAUGACCUCUUCUGUCUUUCUACAGUGCUGCAGCUGCUGAGGUAGCCACGGUAGAUGUUUUCUUGAGCUCUGCCGUAACACGAUACAUGGUGCAUUGUAAACUUUAUGAAUUGAAGACUAAAUACAUGUAUCUGUUUCAUUUGCCGUCUAAUGAAUGUUUUUUUUAACAGGAUUUUUUAAAUUGAGCCUUCUUUUCCCCCUUGAUUGUCUUUUACUUUUUAGGAUGGGGGCGGGAGAGGGAGGGAAGACUCCAGUUUCUAAUUAACUGCAGUGCUAGUCUGUUUCCAAGUGAUGCUUCAUUGUAAGGACCAGUUGAAAAUUGGAGUGAUACUUUGUAAUGAUCUAUGUGCACUUUUACUUGUAAACAUUGAGAUUUGGAAAUGUUUAUACAUGUAAAUAUAGUUGUCUGCAGCACCCCGAUUGCUCACGUUGUUUUGUCUACCAUUUGUGAGUUCUGUUUAAUGAGAUCACUCUUCAUCUAACUAAAUAAGGUAAUCUUAGGACAUGGGAAGUUGGGGGAGGGGGGAAGCCAGUGAAACCCUCAUAAAACCAGCUUUUUGCUGUUUGUGGUAAUGUUUAAAAAAGUUAGCUUUUCUAUGCGGGGGGAGGAGGGAUGAAGCAAUAUUUGGACACAGUGCUGGAUUCCUUUAGGACUCUUUCAGUGUUAUUAGCAGUUGUACUACCAGUAAACUAAAUCUGUGUGGAUAUUGUGUGGAAGUUUUUCUUCCUUUUUAUUAUUGUGUGCCAUUAUUACACAGAUGACACAGUGUGUUGACAUUGGGGCAGUUAAACUCUAAAGGUUAGGUUUCUGGAUACUGUAAACAGGGUUAUUUAUAUAAAUGUGACCUUACUCAGUACUGACAAAACUACAUGGUAUAGCUUUUUGUUUUUGUAAAGGACCACCUAGGUGCUUUUUUGUUUCAGAGCUGAUGAGAAAACGUUCUCAAUGUGAUUUUCGGUCAGGAGCUGUGUGGCUUUUACCUAAGAAACCUCACAGGCUUCUGUUACACUUCUUGUAAUGAACUAACCGUUCUUUCAUGCUACUGUUUUUCCCCCCUAGGACCAGGAUUUUUUUCCCUCAGGAGAUUUUCUUUCUGUGGUAUAAUACAACCUUAUGUCGGUUAGUAAAUAUAAGGGGAGGGAAAAACUCUUUGUACUUGCACAAUUAGCUAAAAUUAUUCUGAGAUUUUGAACAUGAUGUCUUAAAACUUUCCAGUAAUUUUUAAUCUUUUGUGCACGUGUUGAUUUUUAAAUGUUUAAAUGCUUUGUUAAAAA
This is a messenger RNA of Gekko japonicus, 4220 nucleotides long. It is a transcript of the gene FNBP1L, whose product is annotated as formin binding protein 1-like. Lineage: Eukaryota; Metazoa; Chordata; Lepidosauria; Squamata; Gekkonidae. The record is from RefSeq and is a predicted model, not a curated record. Bases 249 to 2051 code for a protein of 600 amino acids. Gene Ontology annotation, biological process: signal transduction. Gene Ontology annotation, molecular function: protein binding. The transcript has 16 exons.